Messenger RNA from Solea senegalensis (Senegalese sole), 2368 nucleotides. Its product is annotated as GTP-binding protein 1-like. The coding region runs from base 1 to 1407 and encodes 468 amino acids. Gene Ontology annotation, molecular function: GTP binding; GTPase activity; translation elongation factor activity. The record is from RefSeq and is a predicted model, not a curated record. Gene Ontology annotation, biological process: translational elongation. Lineage: Eukaryota; Metazoa; Chordata; Actinopteri; Pleuronectiformes; Soleidae. The transcript is spliced from 11 exons.
AUGUCUUGUCGGAGAAAAGCAGCCUUCGCCGUGGUGAACAAACCAGAUAGCCAUGGAGGAAGCCUGGACUGGACCAAAAUUUGUGAGAAGUCUUCCAAGGUCAUAACCUUCAUAGACCUGGCAGGCCAUGAGAAAUACCUCAAGACUACCGUUUUUGGGAUGACUGGACACCUGCCUGACUUCUGCAUGCUCAUGGUGGGCAGCAAUGCAGGUAUCGUAGGGAUGACCAAAGAGCACCUGGGCCUGGCUUUAGCUCUGAAUGUGCCUGUAUUUGUUGUGGUAACCAAGAUAGACAUGUGUCCAGCCAACAUCCUACAAGAGACACUGAAGCUCCUCCAGAGGUUACUGAAAUCCCCUGGCUGUAGGAAAAUCCCUGUCCUGGUGCAGAACAAGGAUGACGUCAUAGUCACAGCUUCAAACUUUAGUUCUGAGAGGAUGUGUCCCAUCUUUCAGAUAUCCAAUGUAACUGGAGAGAACAUGGACCUGCUCAAGAUGUUUCUUAACCUGCUCUCCUCCAGGACUUCAUACAGAGACGAUCAGCCUGCAGAGUUUCAGAUAGAUGACACCUACUCUGUUCCGGGAGUAGGCACAGUUGUGUCGGGAACUACUUUACGUGGACUCAUACGCCUGAAUGAUACCAUGCUGCUGGGGCCAGACCCCCUGGGCAGCUUUAUCCCCAUUGCCGUCAAAUCAAUCCACCGUAAGAGGAUGCCUGUGAAGGAGGUUAGAGGCGGCCAGACUGCGUCAUUCGCUCUCAAAAAGAUCAAGCGCUCAACAAUACGGAAGGGCAUGGUGAUGGUGUCGCCAAGGUUGAACCCACAGGCUACCUGGGAGUUUGAGGCCGAGAUCCUGGUGCUGCAUCAUCCCACUACGAUAUCCCCAAGAUACCAGGCCAUGGUCCACUGUGGCAGCAUAAGGCAGACAGCCACCAUCUUGUCCAUGAAUAGAGACUGCUUAAGAACAGGGGACAAAGCUUCAGUCCACUUCCGCUUCAUCAAGACCCCCGAGUAUCUACACUGUGACCAGAGGCUGGUCUUCAGAGAGGGACGCACCAAGGCUGUGGGGACCAUCACGAAGCUGUUGCAGUCAACCAAUAAUCUGCCGUCAAACUCCAAACCACCUCAAAUCAAGAUGCAGUCUACAAAAAAGGCACCACUGCGAAAAGAGGACGGCCCCCCGGCAGCCAGCGAUGACGCCGCGACGAUAGCUCAGUCACCAGGACCAAGCGCGACACAACCAGGAGAGGGAGAGGAAGACCCUCAGAUAAAGGAGGGCAACAAAGAGAACAAGCCAAAGUCUGGAGGAGGUGGGAGGAGGAGGGGCGGCCAGAGGCACAAGGGAAAAGGCCUGAACAGUGGCAGCAACUCGACAGCAGCUCCCUCCUCAUCAGGGACGGGCGGCUGCUGAACUGUCCCUCCAGUCCCACGCAAACCUCCCUCUCUGCAAUCACUCCGCCAAGUGUCUUCAUCUCACAAACCAUGGAUGCUGAUGUUUGAAGAAAGACACUCUCCUCAGUCCAAUUACGACUUGCCUUUUUAAACAACAGACCUACUGUUUUUAUUUUUAAAAAGGGAACACAAGGGGGUAUUGUCCGAAACUGAAAGGCAUACAACCUUUUAUGCAUUUUAAUGUCAGCUGCUUUUUGCUAUUUUUGAAUGAUAACGGUGUGGUUCCUGAGGUUAGCCUCACUCGGAAGGGUGAUUCAUUCAUUUAUAUUAAUAUUUAAUGCCUCUAGGAAAUCCACAAUUCAGUCCUUUGGGCUCACUAUCAGUGAUGGGGAGGGUGGCCUCACCCGAAAAACAAGGAUCUAGUAUGAAGAUGAGCAGCUAUAAAUGAAAGUCCCCCAUGCAUUCCCUGUGUAUUUGCAAUGAAAAACAGUUCAUGUACUAUUUAUACUGCAUAUGUAAAAUAGUUGUUGUGCUCUGAUUGGAGAUGCUCCGCUGUAAAAAUGUAUGCAAAUCACAAAUGAAUGUAGCAGAGGGCACAUAGUGAAUUGAAAUUUUAGAUAUGUGGAAAAUAUAAGCUGUAACAUUUUAUAAUUGUCCUUUUAUUUAUUUGGCAUUGAUGCAGAAUGUUGACUUUUUAGAUGGUCUGCAAUUUCCUCAUUGUCUAAUCCGCACCGUUAGAUUCAGUCGUAUCUUUGUCAGUCAUCCAUGUAAAUACCUUACACUCAUAGUGUUGAUACAGACAAAUACAGCACAUAAACUUCUCACUCCAAAAGCUGUUCAUGACUCAAGUCGUGCAGUGCUCACAAUGAUAUUUGUAACUCUCAUACUCCAUGCUGGUUGCUGUUCCAAGUUGUGACACUUAAAACAACUUUGCGGCUAAAAACCUCACCAUUAAUAAACAGCUUUACCAAACAUUUCAA